AACAGCCAAAACACACGCAAAGUGAAAUGACUCGUCGUCGGUCGUCGGACAAACGUUCUUUCGUUAUUAUUAUUUAACCCGCUGCCGAGCUCAGAUACUUCUCAGGUUACUUCCCGCGGGACCUUCACCGGAGCGGCAUGAAGCGGACGAGUGUGUGCUGUUGAGUGCGCGAAGUUGAGAGUGUCCGAGUGUUGUUUUCAUCCCUCGUCCAAGAACCUUCUCCUCCUCCACGUAAAACACGGAAAACAGCAUCCUUUCCUCCCGUGUGUGUGUGUGUGGUGCUUUUGCUGUUGUGCGCAUUUACACCGUAUCUUCCGCGAUCGAAUCUCACGUUUCGUUUCUAAUCGUGUGAAGUCGAUUAAACACAGCCACAGCCACGUUUUCAUAAUCUUGCGGUAUUGCACAGCGUGAAGCUGGGUGGAUAUCUAAGCCUCAUCAUGGACAACAAUAUCGAAGGGGAGGAGGUGGAGUUCCGCAAACACGCCAAGUACUUUAUACGAUUUCUACACACCCUGCCGGGACGAUUGGCGUCGCACGAUUCCACUCGAGUAACCAUAGCCUUCUUUGCUGUCAGCGGGCUGGACGUGCUGGACUCGCUGCACAUGCUGACCGACACCUUCCAGCAGGACAUUUGCAACUGGAUCUACAAGCUGCAGGUGGUGCCGAAGCCGGGCGAACGGGGGUACGGUGGCAUCCAGGGGUCCAGCACGUUCGAUGUGAUCGGUACGCCCGACUCCUGCGGGCUGCAGCUCUACCGGUGGGGCCAUCUCGCCAUCACGUACACCGGUAUUGCCGUGCUGGUGGCGCUCGGGGACGAUCUGUCGCGCCUCAAUCGGCGGGCCAUCAUCGAGGGUGUGGCAGCGGUCCAGCGGGACGACGGUAGCUUCAGUGCGACGAUCGAGGGCAGCGAACAGGAUAUGCGGUUCGUGUACUGUGCGGCGGCGAUCUGUGCCAUGCUGAACGAUUGGGGCCGUGUCGAUCGCAAAAAGAUGGCCGACUACAUCCUCAAAAGCAUCCGCUACGAUUACGGCAUUAGCCAGCACUACGAGAUGGAAUCGCACGGCGGCACCACGUUCUGUGCGAUCGCGGCCCUGGAGCUGAGCGGCCAGCUGCACCUCCUUUCGGCCGACACGCGGGACAAGAUCAUCCGGUGGCUGGUGUUUCGCCAGCAGGACGGGUUCCAGGGCCGGCCGAACAAACCGGUCGACACGUGCUACUCGUUCUGGAUAGCGGCCACGCUCAAGAUACUGCACGCGUUCGAGCUGACCAGCUUCCAGGACAACCGGGACUACGUGCUGUCGACGCAGGACCCGACGGUCGGCGGGUUUUCCAAGUGGCCCCAGGCCUACACCGACCCGUUCCACUCGUACUUUGGGCUGUGCGGGCUGAGCUUCCUGAACGAGCCGGGCCUGCAGGAGGUGAUGCCGAGCUUAAACAUAUCGAUGCGUGCCUACCGACGGUUGCAGGAGCUCCAGCGCAACUGGGCGCUGCUGGAGGAGGGACUGGCGGCCGGCAAUGGGGAGGUUACCGUGCACAUAGAGUAGGAGGAGCGGUGGUAGUGGAAAGGGCGCACUCAGAUAUCCACACACACACACACACAAAAGGGGAACAUAGAGCGCACAGAGAGCUGUUUGUUAAAAUUUGUUUUGUUUUUUGGGAUAGUUUUCGUUGUUUUAGAUGCAAUUUUUAAAAGAAAAUAAUAGAUAAAAAAACGGGAUAGAGAUAUUUAUUUUUCGCGCUUUUGCAAUUUCCUCCCGUAGGCAUAAGGUUUAGGAC
This is a messenger RNA of Anopheles merus, 1776 nucleotides long. It is a transcript of the gene betaggt-I, whose product is annotated as geranylgeranyl transferase type-1 subunit beta. The record is from RefSeq and is a predicted model, not a curated record. The transcript has 3 exons. Gene Ontology annotation, biological process: protein geranylgeranylation. The coding region runs from base 438 to 1544 and encodes 368 amino acids. NCBI's taxonomy places the organism in Eukaryota, Metazoa, Arthropoda, Insecta, Diptera, Culicidae. Gene Ontology annotation, molecular function: CAAX-protein geranylgeranyltransferase activity. Gene Ontology annotation, cellular component: CAAX-protein geranylgeranyltransferase complex.